AUGGUCUGUAGCAAGGUCUUCGUCCUGAGCCUCGUCUCCUUGCAAUGCCAUGCGCAGUCCAACCUUCGCGGCAAUGCCACAAGUGCUUUGCAGAGCAAGUUAGCAGGGCUCCUAUCCAAUGAAGGCGCACGGCGGCUUGCAGGCGUGCCAUUUCAAUGUUCCACCGGUCCGCAGAAGGAAGAUGACUGCCGUGGAAAGGGUGGCUCAUGCACCCCCUACCCCUUCUUCCCAGAUACUAAGGUCGCCCAAGAGGAGCCCUUUUGGCAAGACUCUUCUCCUUUCGUCAGCUAUGUGUUCGUCCCAUACAACGAGGAUUCGUACCAGGCCUACCAAUCUCCAGGCGCAUCAGACAUUUGGGUAGUGCACGGCCACGAUCUUGCAGGUGCGCAAGCCACAGAUUGUGGAGGUGAUGUGCACUACUUUGAGCAUAUUGAGGACCUUGGGAAUACACAGCAUCACACAUGCAAGCAGGAAGAGUAUCCCGCUCAGGACAACUGGUGCUACUUCGACCACCCCGGCAUCGGACAGACCUUUGGGCAGUACCAGUGUGGGUGGUGGAGAGGCUACGACAAUGCCUGGGACGCCUCUCUGUGGAGGGCAUGGGGCAAUAUUGGAGUCGAUGCUCAGGGGGCCCCCUCGGUCAAGGAGACUGCGAUGGCAUGGCUCCGUAAUUGCGAAGAUUGCCCUGGAAAGGACGGGACCCUGCACACCUUCCGGGAUGCUGGAAAGCCAGUCGCCUGGUUCACAGGAGUGCUCUUUCCGUGGGUUUGCAGUUGGACGAAUGGAGAUACCAGCACAGUCCCUUGGACGGGGGAAGUGGGAAAGAAGUGCUACUGCGACAACGAGCCCUGGGGUGGACGGAAUGAUGGCAGCAACAUUCCCAACCACUACUUGGCUGUUGUCUACUGCGCGAAGUACCAGAACGAGCACGGGAUGCAUUGUGACACGGUCACUUUCAAUUGUGCUGCGGGAUCUUGCUCGGGUGCAAGCAUCACGUCGAAGAACUUCUGGAUGCAGGAAGCCAGCUUCCCCUGA
Molecule: messenger RNA, 1035 nt
Organism: Effrenium voratum
Lineage: Eukaryota; Dinophyceae; Suessiales; Symbiodiniaceae
Source: the annotation of a GenBank genome assembly